AUGAAGCAGCUGGUUCAUGUUGAACAGGCCCCCUGGGAGCUUGGUGAGCAGCUCUCGCUCCGUGCUUUCAGGGUCGCUGUCAACAGAGCUGGAACUUGCACUCAUGUUGUCAACAGCAGUGCUGGCUGGGGGACCCAGCUCCGGCUCACUAGUCUCACUGGCAGUGGACACCUCACUGCCUACCCACAAGUGGUGGUAGUCAGAGUACCAACUCCUUGGGUGCAAAGUGAUAGUGACAUCACUGUUUUGUGCCAUCUAGAGAAGAUAGGAUGUCGGUUAAUGAACCGACCUCAAGCCAUCCUGAACUGCGUUAAUAAGUUCUGGACAUUUCCAGAGUUGGCUGGCCAUGGUGUUCCUCUGCCAGAUACCUUCUCUUAUGGUGGCCAUGAAAAUUUUGCUAAAAUGAUUGAUGAAGCUGAAGUACUGGAGUUCCCAAUGGUAGUAAAGAAUACGCGGGGUCAUAGAGGUAAAGCUGUUUUCUUGGCUCGAGAUAAGCACCAUUUGGCUGAUCUAAGCCAUCUUAUUCGCCAUGAAGCGCCAUACCUGUUCCAGAAGUAUGUUAAAGAGUCUCAUGGACGGGAUGCACGUGUCAUUGUCGUGGGAGGCCGUGUGGUUGGCACCAUGUUACGUUGUUCAACAGAUGGGAGAAUGCAAAGCAACUGCUCAUUAGGUGGUGUGGGGAUGAUGUGCUCAUUGAGUGAACAAGGGAAGCAGCUAGCUAUCCAGGUGUCUAAUAUCCUGGGGAUGGAUGUGUGUGGCAUUGACCUGUUGAUGAAAGACGACAGCUCCUUCUGCGUCUGUGAGGCCAAUGCAAAUGUAGGUUUCAUCGCCUUUGACAAGGCUUGUAAUCUAGAUGUAGCUGGUAUCAUAGCAGACUAUGCCGCCUCCCUUGUACCCUCUGGCUGGCUCACCCGGCGUAUGUCCCUGCUCUCCGUGGUGUCCCUGGUCUAUUACUUUAUGUCUGUGGCCCUGACUAUUUUCCUGGUCCCUGACUCUCUAUGCCACCUCAGCUAA
Molecule: messenger RNA, 1014 nt
Organism: Symphalangus syndactylus (siamang)
Lineage: Eukaryota; Metazoa; Chordata; Mammalia; Primates; Hylobatidae
Product: beta-citrylglutamate synthase B-like
Biological process (GO): protein modification process
Cellular component (GO): cytoplasm
Molecular function (GO): ATP binding; metal ion binding; N-acetyl-L-aspartate-L-glutamate ligase activity
Source: RefSeq, a predicted model, not a curated record